Messenger RNA from Marasmius oreades (fairy-ring Marasmius), 1224 nucleotides. RefSeq lists its product as uncharacterized. The transcript is spliced from 4 exons. Lineage: Eukaryota; Fungi; Basidiomycota; Agaricomycetes; Agaricales; Marasmiaceae. The record is from RefSeq and is a predicted model, not a curated record. Bases 10 to 723 code for a protein of 237 amino acids.
GCAACAACGAUGAGCGGCCGUCUCGCAUCCUUUCGUGGCCCUUCGACUCCCACCUCAUCACCAGUGCAGCAUAGGACAGCCAGCGGCAGCGUACCCUCUUCUCCAUCGUCUUCCAGAGUAAAUGAAUCGACCUAUCACCGCAAAACCAGAACCCUACUCCAAGAAUUACGAACUAUAACCGAAACAUGGGAUGAUCUCGUCCUAAUCGAUGGCUUAAAAGCUGCAAAAAGCCUUGUUGACACUCGUACGGAUCUCGACAAUGCGCUCUCACUCAUUCCCGAUCGUCUUCCUCGCUCUCGUAUGGUUACACCAAAGCUGGCUAUUAUGGAGAAACGAAUAGUUGACCUCGAAAAUACCAUCUCUAAACUGCAAAAACAAUUCAGAAGGAUGUGUGCCGUGAUCGAGAACUUUGAAGCCCUUGUCAUCGAAGCACACAAAAAUAAAGGAUGGCAAUGGGUAGAGAAAGAACCCCUGUGGACUACGUGGUCUCUCAACAAGUUUGCAUCCACCAUUCCAGAUAUUCUCGUCCCCUAUCACCGGUCGCUCAAUGAACAUGUCACUCUGGUAAACAUCCUUCGAAGUCACUCAACUCCCUUCGAAACCUCCCGAAUCGCCAUUGCGAAAUGGGCGGAGCAAGCUUGGCUCGAAGAUUCCAGUUGGGAGAUGCAAUGGGAGGACUUGUGUGCUGCAGAGGUUGACCAUUGGAACUCUUCCAACAAAUAAACGACAAGUAGAUUAUAGUGGGUAGUACAAACAACAGAGCAAAAACAUCAAACAUCCUCAUCGUCCGAUAUAUGUAUCUCAUCUGCAUUAGCCGCAACUGCAGCGGAAGCAUCCUCCGGCGGCUGGUACAGGGCAGUCUUCGUUGCUGCAACAAAUCCUCCUACCUGUCUCUCAGCGGCUGCCAUAGCAUCUGGCGCCUCUGCAAUCUCCACCUUUUUCUCCGCCCCAUUCUUAGCAGCGAUCGUCUGAGCGGCGAUGUAGUGUGCCUCCGUAUUGAACUGUGCCUGGACACUACGCUUGAUUCGAAGCAUCUCUCGGAAGGUGUCUUCUGAUCCCGUCUCGAUUUCGAAAUCGUUCCAUUCCUUCCAGAACUUUUCAUUAACUCUGGGAUCGCAGAAUUGAGAUGCGUGGGCGUAGAUAGCCCGUGCACGGUCGAUUUCACCGAGUUUGCGUUCCAAGGCUGCAAAUCGUAGACACAUUUCUGCGGUCUGCCGAUCAGGG